AUGGCCCGUACUCGCACGGCCACGUCUUCCGCACAAGCAGGGAGUGCUGAAGCCGGUCCUACAAUGACAAGAACCGGCACAAACGGCGAGCUCGUAGAGUCAAAACCAGGUCUGCCUACCAUCCGCCUCUUUCCCCACCAGGAUAACAACAGAGCCGGCAGACCAUCGCUCAAUUUCUCCCCAAUUUCGCGCACGUUACCGAGCGAGCAGAGCACUAUAAGAGUUGGACGUUAUUCGGAGAGGGAAGGACCUCCAACCGCAAACCCGACCGUACCCUCUGAUGCUGCCAUCGGUUUCAAAUCAAAAGUUGUUAGCCGCAAGCAUUGUGAAUUCAGCUUUGUUGACGGCCAAUGGCAGAUCAGGGAUGCGGCAAGUAGCAGUGGCACUUUCCUCAACCACAUCCGUCUGAGCCAGCCAAACCAGGAAUCAAGGCUAUAUCCAGUCAAAGAUGGUGAUAUCGUGCAGCUAGGCAUAGACUUCCGAGGUGGUGAGGAAAUGAUCUUCCGCUGCGUCAAAAUAAGAAUAGAGUGCAAUCGUUCGUGGCAGAAGAAACCAAACAAUUUCAACAAGCAAAGGCAGGCUCAAUUAAGAGGCCUGGCCAAAGAUCAACCGUCCGCAGAUUCAAACAGCAGUGAAUGUUCCAUUUGCUUGGGCAACGUCUUGCCCUGUCAAUUUCUCUUCGUAGCACCAUGUGCUCAUGCGUGGCAUUACAAAUGCAUCCGCCCUAUGUUAGAAGGCCGGAACAGCUAUUAUCCACAAUUUCAAUGUCCGAACUGUCGUGCUUAUGCCGAUCUUGAGGCUGAUGUUGACGUUAAUAUGGAGGAUUGGGCUGAAGAGGAAUCGGCUGACCAGGAUAAAGAUCUGCAAAUCGACCAAUCUGCCCGACCUGGUACCGCGGCCAAUCCUGAAGUCAUCUAUGAUGAUCCAGAGCCAGCAGGAGCAACGUCAGAUGGGAGUGCCGACGAAACCCGCAUCACUGAAGUUGCACCAAACAUACAUACUAGCCUGAGCAACUCAUCUCUCCUGGCUAGAAGGCAGGAUAGGAUCGCUUCCCCGGCAGGAGGCAAUCUGUCCCCUCCAGUACAGACAAUUCCGAUGCCAGCGAGGCCAACCGAGACCGAAAUGCACCACAUCUUAGCACAGCAGCGUACGCAAACCGAAUCACCAAACGCGGACCAGAUCAUAGCUGGAGAGGGACCGCUUACUCCUAGGAACAACGCAGGCCCAUUCGUAUUUGAUGGAAGUGGUUCACGGAUGGGUAGCAGAAGACAUCUUAAUGUGCCAAGUCAGAGUCUGGAUGAGCUUAGCAGUGACGGAAUCGAAUAA
Messenger RNA from Lithohypha guttulata, 1326 nucleotides. RefSeq lists its product as uncharacterized. The coding region runs from base 1 to 1326 and encodes 441 amino acids. Lineage: Eukaryota; Fungi; Ascomycota; Eurotiomycetes; Chaetothyriales; Trichomeriaceae. Gene Ontology annotation, biological process: protein K48-linked ubiquitination; ubiquitin-dependent protein catabolic process. The transcript has 2 exons. Gene Ontology annotation, molecular function: ubiquitin protein ligase activity; protein binding. The record is from RefSeq and is a predicted model, not a curated record. Gene Ontology annotation, cellular component: ubiquitin ligase complex; cell division site; cytosol.